GAAGAAUGCUCCUUACAUUGGUGGUCAGUGGGAAGAAUGUUCCUUACAUUAGGUUAUCAGUGGGAAGAAUGCUUCCUAAAUUGGUGGCCAUGGGAAGAAUGCUCCUUACAUUGGUGGUCAGUUGGAAGAAUGCUCCUUACACUGGUGGUCAGUGGGAAGAAUGCUCCUUACAUUGGUGGUCAGUUGGAAGAAUGCUCCUUACACUGGUGGUCAGUGGGAAGAAUGUUCCUUACAUUGGUGGUCAGUGAGAAGAAUGUUCCUUACAUUAGGUGAUCAGUGGGAAGAAUGCUUCUUACAUUGGUGGUCAGUGAGAAGAAUGCUGCAUACGUUGGUUGUAAGUGAGAAGAAUGUCAUCUUACAGUGUUGGUC
This is a messenger RNA of Staurois parvus, 369 nucleotides long. Lineage: Eukaryota; Metazoa; Chordata; Amphibia; Anura; Ranidae. The record is from the annotation of a GenBank genome assembly.